UUGCUGGGUUAUUGCAGGUGUUGGGUUCGAUUUUUCAAUUUCGAAUGCUAGGUUUUUGCAGGUGCUGGGUUCGUUUGCAGGUGCUGGGUUCGAUUUCGAACCCAGCACACGGUGGGUUUGAGGCCUUGGGUUUCGUUUCGAAGUUUAAUCUGUUGAUUUCUUGUGUUAUCCUCGAAUUUAAUAUUAGGAGUUAGGGUUUGCAGAAGGGACAUUUUGUCUAGAAUCCCUCGGACUUCUAUUCAACAUGUACACAGGAAAACUAAUCAGUGUGCAGAUACUCUGACUGCGGUGGCAUAUUCACAAUCUGUGGAUUUUGUUUCUUUUGACUGUUGUCCUCCGGGAUUUCUUUUUUAUUAUGAGGCUGACAUGGUGGGAACCUGUUUUCCCAGGCCAUAGUGUAUUAUCUGUGUGCUCUUUAAUGCAUUUCUCUCUUUUACCAAAAAAAAAAAAAAAAAAAAAAAAAAAGGAGAGACCCUCCAUCGAAUAAAGAUGCACAGCAUACAGUUCAAUCCAUGGGGAUCCGCAAAAUAUUAUAUUGAAUAAAUAUUCCCGUUCAUCCCCAAUAAGCAGCGAAAAGCAAUAACCCUACGCCAACAGGGGAAUUCGGUGUCCAAAACAUAAAAAUGUAUUCAAUUUCAGUAUCAUCAGAACUCACUACUACUGGCAGCUUCUGCAAACCACCUAUCUCACUUCACAGAUUUUCUUUUCCAUUUUUGAGAUACCCAUUUGCUAACAUCCCCAAGAGAUCUCCUGCAACAGCAAUUCAUGCUCGGAAGAGAGACCCAAGAUCUCAGCCAGUUCUCAAACCAUCCAUAGUUGAAGACGUGUCAAUGGGCGAUGAAGAAGACGACGAAGAAGAGCAGCUUCUGUUUGAUGACUCGAAAGACGGUAUAGAUGCAUCAAUUGAGGAGGAUGAUUAUGUUAAAGAUGAGUAUGUGGAAGCUGAAAAAACUGAACUCUAUGUUGGUGAUGGAGCAGGAGGAGGGGGGAUUGAAAGUUCACCCUCUACAAUUCUCUCCCCACACUCACUGCAUGGAGCAGAGCGCAUUACAGAAGCUAUCAACAAACCAUCAUCAACUAUGAGCACCGCCGGUCAGGUCAUCCGUUGCAAGGCUGCUGUUGCAUGGGAGGCAGGGAAGCCACUUGUGAUUGAAGAAGUGGAGGUGGCACCACCGCAGAGGAAUGAAGUCCGUGUGAAGAUACUCUACACCUCUUUGUGCCACACUGAUGUCUACUUCUGGGAGGCCAAAGGACAAAACCCCCUAUUUCCUCGCAUUCUUGGUCAUGAAGCUGGAGGGAUCGUGGAGAGUGUGGGUGAGGGUGUAACUGAUCUCCAACCAGGUGAUCAUGUUCUCCCUAUAUUCACAGGGGAAUGCAAGGAGUGCCCCCACUGCAAGUCAGAAGAAAGCAACAUGUGUGAUCUCCUUAGGAUCAAUACUGAUAGGGGUAGUAUGAUUAAUGAUGGCAAAUCAAGGUUCUCUAUCGAUGGGCAGCCAAUCCAUCACUUUCUCGGCACUUCAACUUUCAGUGAAUACACUGUUGUCCAUGUUGGACAGGUUGCAAAGAUCAAUCCAGCUGCUCCUCUUGACAAAGUUUGUGUCCUCAGUUGUGGGAUAUCCACAGGCUUUGGUGCCACUGUGAAUGUUGCUAAACCCAAAAAGGGUCAUUCAGUUGCCAUUUUUGGACUGGGUGCUGUUGGUCUUGCUGCUGCUGAAGGGGCACGGUUUUCUGGGGCUUCAAGGAUCAUUGGUGUAGAUCUGAAUGCCAGCCGAUUUGAGGAGGCCAAGAAGUUUGGUGUAACAGAGUUUGUGAAUCCUAAAGAUCAUGACAAACCUGUUCAACAGGUGAUUGCUGAGAUGACAAAUGGAGGUGUGGAUCGCAGUGUCGAAUGCACUGGAAGCAUUCAGGCUAUGAUUUCAGCAUUUGAAUGUGUCCAUGAUGGUUGGGGUGUUGCAGUGCUUGUUGGUGUCCCGAGCAGAGAUGAUUCGUUCAAAACAAGUCCAGUGAAUUUCCUGAAUGAGAGGACUCUCAAAGGUACCUUCUUUGGCAACUACAAACCCCGCACUGAUAUUCCGAAAGUUGUUGAACAAUACAUGAACAAGGGGCUAGAACUGGAGAAACUGGAGAUGUUUAUAACUCACUCUGUUCCUUUCUCGGAGAUCAACAAAGCAUUCGAGUACAUGCUGUCUGGCCAGGGUCUGAGAUGCAUUAUUCGCAUGGAACAUUAGAGGGAAUCGAAAUUUCCAUCUAUGUAACCAGAAAGUUAUUUUAAAAUUUCUUGGCUGUGAAGAGUGAGUUGUGUGUGUAGCAGUUUCAUUUGGGCAGUAUUGAACUCAUGGAUAUAAUCUAUAUGUCAUUUUUUCUUUUCUUGUUUCUCUUUGGUUACAUUUUCACGGCCUGUCUUUUCUCUUAAUUGAUAGAGGCUUUAGCACCUCCAAUCUAUCUAUGAAGAGGCAGGCUUGCCAAACAUAAUAAAUAACUAGAAGUCUA
This is a messenger RNA of Rubroshorea leprosula, 2490 nucleotides long. NCBI's taxonomy places the organism in Eukaryota, Viridiplantae, Streptophyta, Magnoliopsida, Malvales, Dipterocarpaceae. The record is from the annotation of a GenBank genome assembly.